AUGUCUGAUCUGUUUAAGCGGGCAAGACUUUCUGAUAAUAGAACUGUAGACACUCCUCUUGAAACCAAUGCGCGAUAUUCUCCCACUGAUGGUGUUCCUUUAUCUUAUCUGAGCCUAUAUCGUACUAUUGUAGGCAGCUUGGUUUACCUUACAGUUACUCGACCUGAUAUUGCUCAUGUUGUUCAUGUGCUUAGUCAGUUUGUUACUGCUCCUACUUCUGUUCACUGGGGAGCUGUUCUUCGUAUCUUGAGAUAUCUUCGUAGGACUCAAUUUCAGAGUCUUCUGUUUCCCUCGACAUCACCUCUAGAGUUGCGUGCCUACUGUGAUGCUGAUUGGGGUAGUGAUCCUAACGAUCGAAAGUCCACUACUGGUUUCUGUGUUUUCCUUGGUGAUUCUUUAAUCUCAUGGAAAAGUAAGAAGCAAGAUGUUGUUUCUAGAUCUUCUACUGAGGCUGAGUAUCGUGCUAUGGUUGUGGCUACAUGUGAGAUUUUUUGGUUGCGGUGGCUCCUUGGAGAUAUGGGGGUCACUAUCUCUAAACCUAAUCCUUUGCAUUGUGAUAACCAGAGUGCUAUGCAGAUCACAAAGAACUCUGUUUUUCAUGAGCGGACAAAACAUAUUGAGAUUGAUUGUCAUUUUACUCGUCAUCAUCUUUAG
Molecule: messenger RNA, 654 nt
Organism: Helianthus annuus (common sunflower)
Lineage: Eukaryota; Viridiplantae; Streptophyta; Magnoliopsida; Asterales; Asteraceae
Product: secreted RxLR effector protein 161-like
Exons: 1
Coding region: 1-654 (217 amino acids)
Source: RefSeq, a predicted model, not a curated record